Molecule: messenger RNA, 1968 nt
Organism: Penicillium mononematosum
Lineage: Eukaryota; Fungi; Ascomycota; Eurotiomycetes; Eurotiales; Aspergillaceae
Product: putative carboxylesterase
Exons: 4
Coding region: 1-1968 (655 amino acids)
Source: RefSeq, a predicted model, not a curated record
AUGGUCUACGGGCUUGCAUUUCUCUGUUUGGCAAUCGCCGCAAACGCAGUGAGCCCCAAGUCUUUGGAUUCGGAUAUUUCCAUUCUCAUUCACAAUGACCUUCUAGAAAGCGAAAGUCCUUUAUCAGGUUCAGGAAUCCUGGUGCUCGAUGCGAGACCAUGGCAAGAAGCCACUGAAAGCUGCCAAAAAAUUGGAGAGACUCUCUGGGGGGCUGGUUCUAGUUACAAGGAUAUUCAAAAUGACUUGGACUACCUUGUAUUCCAAGGCAAAUACACUCGCAACCAACGGUUUUGGACUGCCUCGGACCAUCGCAAACUGUCCACCAUCGACACAAAUGGUCGGGUCAACAAAGUCUCUGCGAACGAAAAACAGCCCGUCCUUUGUACACAAAGUGCACCCUUAUCCAACAGUACGUUUCAGGAUACAAGUGCCCAGUGGCAAGUGACUGUCCAUUCCAACGAUGAAUAUCUCACUGGAUUCCGGGAUCGAUUCAGUUUCCGCUUUCUAGGAAUUCGCUACGCUAAACAGCCCCGACGAUGGGACUAUUCCCAAGUAUAUAAGGGCACUGGCAAAAAAGCUUCUGCUCUCGACUAUGGCUCGGACUGCACACAAGGCACAACUGAGCAACAAAAUCCAAAAGAGCCAUCUCAAGCCUGUGAUGUUUGGAUUCACGGCGGAGCUUUCACCGGUGGCACUGGCAGUGACCCGACGUUUGAUGGCGGUAAUCUCGCCUCGAGAGGUGAUGUCGUUGUCGUCACAAUAAACUACCGUUUAGGAACGUUGGGGUUUCUCGCACUGGAUGAUGGCAAAACCAACGGGAACUACGGAUUAGCAGACCAGAUCACUGCGCUGGAGUGGGUUCGUCGGAAUAUUCAGGACUUCGGCGGCGACCCAGACAGAGUAACCAUCUUCGGCCAAUCAGCUGGAGCAGGCUCAGUGCGGGCACUACUUGCUUCUCCUGCAGCACGAGGUAAAAUUUCUGGUGCAAUUAUGCAGAGCAAUCUGGGUGGCUUGGCUUACGGCACAACCUACUCGAAGUACUAUACCAUCGCGCAGGCGAUGGACGUUGUGGGGAAUACUAUUCUCAACGAGACAAACUGCACAGAUGCUGUUUCACCGGUCGAGUGUUUGAGGCAACUCCCCGCGUCAACGAUUGCAAAUCUCGCUGACUCGGCGCGGUAUCUGGUCGUUGAUGGCGUCUACCUCCGAAGCUCGGAGCUGGAUUUAACAGACCCAGCAUCGACUGCCAGUGUACCUUUGAUGAUCGGUACGAUGAGAGACGAUGGAGCUGCCAUGAUUGGUUAUCCUGCUGUGGGACAAACUCUGAAAUCCUUCCUCAAUGACUCCGACCUGCCUGACUCAGUUGCACCAAGCCCACUCUUCCCCGUACCGUCAACCGCCAACGCUACGCUCGAUAUCUUCAAUACCUCCUCUCGUAUAGCGACAGAUGGAAUGUUCCGCUGUAUCGACGAAGCAACUGCACAUACAGCCUCGAGGACACAUAUAUUCCCUGAUAUCUACUACUACGAGUUUAACCGUUCAUACCAAAUGCCUGGCUGGUCACCUAAUGCCCCAGUGUGCAACGCUCCUAUCACAGACGAGUUUCCCAAUGGUGACCCCAGCCAGGAGUACUUUAAAUGUCAUUCUGGCGAGCUGUUCUACGUGUUUGGAAGUUUCCGCCGUCAGGGUUUGCCGUUCCGGGAUGAGUUCGAUCUACCUUUCGGGCAGUAUGUGCUGGAUUCUUGGGCGAGCUUUGCAAGGGUGGCUAGGCCUACACCCGACUUGGCUUUUUUAAAGGCAAGAGGAUAUGGUAACACGACUCGGGAAAUUGAAGCUACUGGGUUAUGGAAGCCGUUUGGUAAAGAAAGUCAGCUUCGGCUGCUUCAGUGGCCGUCCGGGAUGAGGGAUUUGGAUGAACUGGAACAAUGCCGUGCGCUGGAAUUGCCUUUGGAUUACUUUGCCUCUUAG